Messenger RNA from Penicillium brevicompactum, 1224 nucleotides. RefSeq names its product SNG1 family protein. NCBI's taxonomy places the organism in Eukaryota, Fungi, Ascomycota, Eurotiomycetes, Eurotiales, Aspergillaceae. The record is from RefSeq and is a predicted model, not a curated record. The transcript has a single exon. Gene Ontology annotation, cellular component: membrane. The coding region runs from base 1 to 1224 and encodes 407 amino acids.
AUGCAAAUACCAAAACCCUUUUUGGGUGCUGUGGCGGGCUCAUUCGUUCUCGUUCAGCUCUUGUUCCUUGUCAACAUGAGUUAUCUGUACGGCUCUGCCUUCAAUGAUGGACAACGGAUGCAAGCUUUGAAAAUGCUUUUCGUCGACUACGACGGUGACAUCGUUGGCGAGACAGUGAAAGAUGCAUACCUCCAACUAGCAAGCCCUGGCUUCCCGACUGUCAUUGAGCGCUCGUCCAAUGAGCUUCCAACGCCGGAAGACAUCCGCGAAUCAGUCUGCAAGGGCCAUUAUUGGGGGGCUAUUUACGCUAACCAUAAUGCCUCUUUGCGAUUGUCCACUGCACUCGCCUCCCCGGAAGCUGCGCAAACAUACCAAAGCACAGAAGCCUUGACUUACGUCUGGAAUGGCGCGAGAUAUCCCUCCUACGCGCAAGUUAUCUCUUCGAGUGCCCAAGUUUUGGUCCAGGGAGCUAGAGGUGCCUACAAUGCUAUCAAUGGAACAGCAGCAAUGUCUGCAGUCAACACGUCAGAUACCAGCAUUGCUCAGGUCCUAUUUAAUCCGAUUUCUGCUUCAUCCAUCGACAUCAAACCCACAAAUCAAGGCGGCCGUUUCUAUUACAGCACCGUGACAAUGGUAAUGGUGAUCUUACCACAAUUCUUCUUCAUCAUGGCGUUGAAUGGCAUAUCAGCCGAAACCAAUAUUUUCGGAACCGUCACCGCGAAAAUAAACAUCGCUCUCCGACUAGCUCUAUCUGUUGGCUUCACGUUCAUUGCAUCCCUCUGCAUGAGUGGAUAUAUUCAUGCCUUCCAAGAAGAUUGGCAAACAACAUCCGGCCAAUUUGCGUUGACCUGGAUGGCGCUCUGGCUUGUGAUGCAUCUGCACUUCUGCCUCAUUGACUCAGUCACUUCAGUGCUACAGAUGAAGUUUAUGCCAUUCUUUAUUUUGACUUGGGUCAUUGUGAAUGUCACAAGUACCCUCAGUCCAUUUGAGUUAUCUCCAGGAUUCUACCGUAUUGGAUAUGCAAUUCCUGCAUAUGAGCUCUACCAAGUCUUGCUUGAUAUCUGGACUCACAGCUGCAACCCGACUCUCUACCGGUCACUGCCAAUCUUGUUUUCCUGGUGGCUUGUUGCUUUUGUCGCAUUCUUGGCUGCAACUCGCAAGCGAACGCUUGCGAUGCCCUCACAGUCUAGUACGGCAAGUUUCUCAGACAGCGAGAAAGUUUAA